UUUCGCAAAAAUGAUGAAAUGAAGGCUAUGGAAGUAUUGCCAAUUUUAAAGGAAAAAGUUGCAUACCUUUCAGGUGGCAGAGAUAAGCGUGGAGGUCCCAUUCUAACAUUUCCGGCUCGUAGUAAUCAUGAUAGAAUACGGCAAGAAGAUCUUAGAAGACUAAUUUCUUACCUAGCAUGUAUUCCUAGUGAGGAAGUAUGUAAACGAGGAUUCACCGUCAUUGUAGAUAUGCGUGGGUCAAAAUGGGACUCUAUAAAACCUCUGCUGAAGAUUUUACAGGAAUCCUUUCCAUGUUGUAUUCAUGUUGCACUGAUAAUCAAGCCAGACAAUUUCUGGCAGAAACAGAGGACUAACUUUGGCAGCUCGAAGUUUGAGUUUGAGACAAAUAUGGUGUCUCUGGAAGGCCUUACCAAAGUAGUUGAUCCUUCUCAGCUAACCCCAGAAUUUGAUGGCUGCUUGGAGUACAACCAUGAGGAAUGGAUAGAAAUCAGAGUUGCCUUUGAGGACUACAUUAGCAAUGCAACCCAUAUGCUGUCCAGACUGGAGGAACUGCAAGAUAUAUUGUCGAAAAAGGAAAUGCCUCAGGACCUGGAAGGUGCUCGCAAUAUGAUAGAGGAGCAUUCACAAUUAAAAAAGAAAGUCAUUAAGGCCCCUAUUGAGGACCUUGAUGUGGAAGGCCAAAAACUGCUCCAGAGGAUACAGAGCAGUGAUAGCUUUCCCAAAAAGAACUCUGGGUCAGGGAAUGCAGACUUGCAGAACCUUUUGCCCAAAGUAUCCACCAUGCUGGACAGGCUGCACUCAACACGGCAGCAUCUGCAUCAGAUGUGGCAUGUGCGGAAGUUGAAAUUGGACCAAUGUUUUCAGCUCAGGCUGUUUGAGCAGGAUGCUGAAAAGAUGUUUGACUGGAUCACACACAACAAAGGUCUGUUUCUGAACAGCUACACAGAGAUCGGAACCAGUCACCCCCACGCGAUGGAGCUUCAGACACAGCACAAUCACUUUGCCAUGAACUGUAUGAAUGUGUAUGUAAACAUAAACCGCAUCAUGUCAGUAGCAAAUCGUCUGGUCGAGUCUGGCCAUUACGCUUCACAGCAAAUAAAACAGAUUGCCAGUCAGUUGGAGCAAGAAUGGAAGGCUUUUGCUGCAGCCUUGGAUGAACGUAGCACGUUACUGGAUAUGUCCUCCAUCUUCCAUCAGAAAGCUGAACAGUACAUGAGCAAUGUGGACUCAUGGUGUAAAGCCUGUGGUGAGGUGGAGCUUCCCUCAGAACUGCAAGAUUUAGAAGAUGCUAUCCAUCAUCAUCAAGGGAUAUAUGAGCAUAUUACCUUGGCUUACUCUGAGGUGAGCCAAGAUGGAAAGUCACUGCUUGACAAACUUCAGAGACCUUUGACUCCUGGGAGUUCUGAUUCCCUCACCGCUUCUGCCAACUACUCAAAAGCAGUUCAUCAUGUUCUGGAUGUCAUCCAUGAAGUACUGCACCACCAGCGCCAGCUGGAAAAUAUUUGGCAGCAUCGAAAGGUCCGCUUGCACCAGCGGCUUCAACUGUGCGUUUUUCAACAGGAUGUUCAACAGGUGUUGGAUUGGAUUGAAAACCAUGGAGAAGCUUUUCUUAGCAAACAUACUGGAGUGGGAAAAUCCUUGCAUCGGGCUAGAGCUUUGCAGAAACGCCAUGAAGACUUUGAAGAGGUUGCGCAGAACACAUACACCAAUGCAGAUAAGCUCCUAGAAGCAGCUGAACAGCUCGCUCAGACUGGGGAGUGUGACCCAGAGGAGAUUUAUCAAGCUGCCCAUCAGCUCGAAGACAGGAUACAGGAUUUUGUUAGACGUGUGGAGCAACGCAAGAUCUUGCUGGACAUGUCUGUGUCCUUUCACACUCACGUUAAAGAGCUGUGGACAUGGCUUGAAGAGCUACAGAAAGAACUGCUUGAUGAUGUUUAUGCUGAAUCUGUGGAGGCUGUCCAAGACCUGAUUAAACGUUUUGGUCAGCAACAACAGACCACUCUGCAGGUUACAGUCAAUGUCAUAAAAGAAGGUGAAGAUCUUAUACAGCAACUAAGGGAUUCUGCCAUUUCUAGUAACAAGACGCCCCAUAACAGCUCGAUCAACCACAUAGAGACAGUCCUGCAACAGCUGGAUGAGGCCCAGUCUCAGAUGGAGGAGCUUUUUCAAGAACGCAAGAUCAAGCUUGAGCUGUUUCUGCAGCUCCGCAUAUUUGAAAGAGAUGCAAUAGAUAUAAUUUCAGACCUUGAGUCUUGGAAUGAUGAGCUCUCUCAGCAGAUGAAUGACUUUGACACUGAAGAUCUUACAAUAGCAGAACAGAGGCUCCAGCAUCAUGCGGACAAAGCCCUGACCAUGAAUAACUUGACCUUUGAUGUCAUCCACCAAGGGCAGGAUCUGCUGCAGUAUGUCAAUGAAGUGCAGGCAUCUGGUGUUGAGCUGCUUUGUGACAGAGAUGUAGACAUGGCAACUCGUGUCCAGGAUCUGCUGGAGUUCCUCCACGAGAAGCAGCAGGAGCUGGACGUGGCCGCCGAGCAGCACCGCAAGCACUUGGAGCAGUGCGUGCAGCUGCGCCACCUGCAAGCCGAAGUCAAGCAGGUUUUGGGCUGGAUCCGAAAUGGAGAGUCAAUGUUAAAUGCUGGGCUUAUCACUGCUAGCUCUUUGCAGGAGGCAGAACAGUUACAGAGGGAGCAUGAGCAGUUUCAACAUGCAAUAGAGAAAACGCAUCAAAGUGCCCUGCAGGUAGCAAUGCUGCAGGCUAAUCACUAUGAUAUGGAUAUGAUCCGUGAGUGUGCAGAGAAGGUUGCUUCCCAUUGGCAACAACUGAUGCUGAAGAUGGAGGACCGUCUCAAGCUUGUGAAUGCCUCUGUUGCCUUCUAUAAAACUUCUGAACAGGUGUGCAGUGUGCUGGAAAGCCUGGAGCAAGAAUAUAAGCGAGAAGAAGACUGGUGUGGGGGAGCAGACAAACUGGGUCCCAACUCUGAAACAGAUCAUGUUACUCCCAUGAUAAGCAAACACCUGGAACAGAAGGAGGCAUUCCUAAAGGCUUGCACACUGGCUCGGAGGAAUGCUGAUGUCUUCCUGAAAUAUCUGCACAGGAACAGUGUAAAUAUGCCAGGGAUGGUGACACACAUCAAAGCACCUGAACAACAGGUCAAAAAUAUCUUGAAUGAACUCUUCCAGAGGGAGAACCGUGUGCUGCAUUAUUGGACCAUGCGUAAAAGACGUCUUGACCAAUGCCAACAGUAUGUGGUGUUUGAAAGAAGUGCCAAACAGGCUCUGGAAUGGAUUCAUGACAAUGGAGAGUUUUAUUUAUCCACACAUACUUCCACUGGCUCCAGUAUCCAGCACACUCAAGAGUUGUUAAAAGAACAUGAAGAAUUUCAGAUCACAGCAAAGCAAACCAAAGAGAGGGUGAAGUUGUUGAUACAGCUGGCUGAUGGCUUUUGUGAAAAAGGGCAUGCUCAUGCAACAGAGAUUAAAAAAUGUGUCACAGCAGUGGAUAAGAGGUACAGAGACUUUUCCCUGCGCAUGGAGAAAUACAGGACCUCUUUAGAGAAAGCUCUGGGUAUUUCCUCUGAUUCCAAUAAAUCGAGCAAAAGCUUGCAGCUGGAUAUAAUCCCAGCCAGUGUCCCUGGGUCAGAGGUGAAACUGCGCGAUGCUGCUCAUGAGCUUAACGAAGAAAAACGGAAGUCUGCCCGCAGGAAAGAGUUCAUUAUGGCUGAGCUAAUUCAGACAGAAAAGGCUUACGUAAGAGACCUCCGGGAAUGCAUGGAUACAUAUCUAUGGGAAAUGACAAGCGGAGUUGAGGAGAUCCCACCUGGCAUUGUAAACAAAGAACACAUUAUCUUUGGAAACAUGCAGGAAAUCUAUGAGUUCCACAAUAAUAUAUUCCUCAAGGAGCUGGAAAAAUAUGAACAGUUACCAGAAGAUGUUGGACACUGCUUCGUUACUUGGGCAGACAAAUUCCAAAUGUACGUUACUUACUGUAAAAAUAAGCCAGAUUCUACCCAGCUGAUACUGGAACAUGCAGGAGCAUACUUUGAUGAGAUACAACAACGACAUGGACUGGCCAACUCUAUCUCCUCUUACCUUAUCAAACCUGUCCAAAGGAUAACAAAAUACCAGCUUCUUUUAAAGGAGCUGCUCACGUGCUGUGAAGAAGGUAAAGGUGAGAUUAAGGACGGCCUGGAGGUAAUGCUUAGUGUGCCAAAGCGAGCCAAUGAUGCCAUGCACCUCAGCAUGCUGGAAGGCUUUGAUGAAAAUAUAGAAUCUCAGGGAGAGCUCAUCCUUCAAGAAUCCUUCCAAGUGUGGGACCCAAAAACUCUAAUUCGAAAGGGAAGAGAGAGGCACCUUUUCCUUUUUGAGAUGUCCUUGGUUUUCAGUAAAGAAGUAAAGGACUCCAGUGGAAGGAGCAAGUACAUUUACAAGAGUAAACUGUUUACUUCUGAACUGGGUGUCACAGAACAUGUAGAAGGAGAUCCUUGCAAGUUUGCUCUAUGGGUUGGAAGGACACCAACUUCAGACAACAAAAUUGUUCUCAAGGCGUCCAGUAUAGAGAAUAAACAGGACUGGAUCAAACACAUCCGGGAAGUGAUACAAGAAAGGACCAUUCAUCUGAAAGGAGCAUUGAAAGAGCCGAUCCACAUCCCCAAAACCGCACCAACAACAAAACAGAAAGGAAGAAGAGACGGCGAGGACCUGGACAGUCAGGGAGAUGGUAGCAGCCAACCUGAUACUAUUUCGAUUGCCUCACGAACCUCACAGAACACGCUAGACAGCGAUAAGUUGUCUGGUGGGUGCGAGCUGACGGUGGUAAUCCAUGACUUCACCGCCUGCAACAGUAAUGAGCUGACAAUCCGCCGUGGGCAGACCGUGGAGGUCCUGGAGAGGCCCCAUGACAAGCCCGACUGGUGUCUGGUUCGAACCACAGAUCGGUCCCCCGCUGCAGAAGGCCUGGUCCCCUGCGGGUCCCUCUGCAUCGCUCACUCUCGCAGUAGUAUGGAGAUGGAGGGGAUUUUUAACCACAAAG
Messenger RNA from Cariama cristata (Red-legged seriema), 5029 nucleotides. Its product is annotated as triple functional domain protein-like. Gene Ontology annotation, molecular function: protein binding; guanyl-nucleotide exchange factor activity. Gene Ontology annotation, cellular component: cytoplasm. NCBI's taxonomy places the organism in Eukaryota, Metazoa, Chordata, Aves, Cariamiformes, Cariamidae. The record is from RefSeq and is a predicted model, not a curated record.